UGGGAGGGGAGAUAUUCCACCACAGACUGCUCAACAUGGCGGAACCCGUCCACAUGCUGUUCAACUACAGAUGAUCCACAACCUCCUUCAAGAAGUUACUCUUUCAGAGCAGUCCAGAAUCUGAUCGGUUGAGUCAAAACAGCACUAGAGAUAAACAAUGUCAAGGGAUUAAUAAAAGGAGGAUGAAGAAACAAAGUUGUACAAAGAGACAACAGACGGGUUCGUCCUCCCAUUCUAAACCUAAGAAGAACCAAGCUAAGAGACAAAACUGCCCCAAGCAGAAGUGCAUUUCCAGUGAGAGCCAGUGGUUCACACCCCCUGAGUUUGAGAGGUUUGGGAUGAAGGAGAAGCACAAAAAGUGGAAGACCAGCAUCCUUUGCAAAGGGAUUCCACUCCAGAAACUCAUAGAGGAUUGAUUUCUCUUCAAUAUAAGCUUAAGGUUCAGGAUGCAAAGGUUUGGCAGCUCUUCGAUCAUUGUAGAUACGAUUUGAAGAGGAGAUACC
Carassius gibelio (silver crucian carp) is the source of this 503-nucleotide messenger RNA. Its product is annotated as nuclear autoantigen Sp-100-like. Gene Ontology annotation, biological process: positive regulation of transcription by RNA polymerase II. Bases 183 to 416 code for a protein of 77 amino acids. NCBI's taxonomy places the organism in Eukaryota, Metazoa, Chordata, Actinopteri, Cypriniformes, Cyprinidae. Gene Ontology annotation, molecular function: RNA polymerase II cis-regulatory region sequence-specific DNA binding; DNA-binding transcription activator activity, RNA polymerase II-specific. The record is from RefSeq and is a predicted model, not a curated record. The transcript has 3 exons.